This is a messenger RNA of Selaginella moellendorffii, 1092 nucleotides long. Its product is annotated as flocculation protein FLO11-like. The record is from RefSeq and is a predicted model, not a curated record. Lineage: Eukaryota; Viridiplantae; Streptophyta; Lycopodiopsida; Selaginellales; Selaginellaceae. The transcript is spliced from 3 exons. The coding region runs from base 1 to 1092 and encodes 363 amino acids.
AUGGUGAAAGUGAAAAAUCUACUGGGACCAGAUGCCGUUGAAGGGCUUCAAAAAUUACCUCCAUCAAGACCUGAUUCAGCUUUAAGUGAGGCAGAAAAAACUACACGGGAGGUCACAGAAGAUCCUAAUAAGAAGCCAAGGAAAAGCAGAAGUCCCGAAGCGAUGCGAGAAGGAGGUGAAGGGGCCGCUUCAAAGCCACCGAUUCGGAUCCAGUCAAAAGUCUACCCAAGGAAGUCACCCAGCCCGAAGUUAGGCAAAGGAGACGACGACCGGCGUAGUCCUAGUCCUCUAUCUGCCUCUGGAAGUCAGACUCCCGACUCGAGGUCGACAACUAGAAGUGAAACUGCAAGCCAGGGUAAAAAUCUUAUACAGAUCAUCCAGGACGACAAGACGAAGAUUAUUGAAAGUCGAGAUGAUGGAAGUGACAAGAGAGUUAGACGUCCUGCAAGGAAGGAUAAAGCUGUUCAAACUGAUUCGAUUACAGUAUCGUCCCUGGCUAAGGCUGCCGAGAAGCCUGAGAAGCCACCCACUCCAGUUCCAACACCCAAACCAACAGUCGCGGACAAAGUUAGUGCCAGACCAGAAACACCAACUACAACACCAACUUCAAGCCCAGCAACACCAGCAACAGGAAGUCCUUCAGAGUCUCCUGCGCUGGACGGCGAUUCCUCCAAAGUCAACAUGCUUCACAAAGAGCUGGAAAAAUCCAAGAAGCAACUCAACUAUUACCGGACUCGUAACUGGGCUGAAAAGCACGAGGCUCACGCUGUUCCGAUUCCUGUUACUGCGACACGACGCCCAGAAGAACCAUUGGCUCCUGAGGGAGACGUCGGACUUAUUUUCGUUUACAACCCAACGUCUGGAUUCCAUACAAUGCUGUCAUCGGGCGACGUGGGACAGUCGAAGAACAAAGGUUCACUCAUAAGAGGAUCCACUAUUUACCACCACGAUAAGCCAAUGUCAGCACCAGCGGGACUUUCCAGGUCCGGUAUGCCCAUGUCAGUGAGCACCAGCAACAGAGUUGUGUCAGCCAGUCAAGUGAUGAAACUUAUAGCCAAAAGAAGGGAGCAACAACAAGCAGCAAAGAAGUAA